AUGCAGGACGCCUACCUGUUACCUGCCAGUCAGGGUCGUCGGACCAGUGCGGAUUAUCGACCCAGCAUAAAAAAGGCCCAAGGACAUGUCCCCGCCUGCCUGGUCAAUGCCUCGGUGACGUACUGCAGCAAUGAUCGCAUUUAUGCGUUCGGGGGUUUUGACCAGUUUACCGAUGAAGUUUACAACCACGUUCUCAGGCUGGACCUGGAGACUUUGCAGUGGGAGCUCGUUGACAACUACGGCGAUAUCCCCGGAGUUCGCAUGGGACAUACGGCAACAUUAUACCAAGGGGAUAAAUUGAUUGUGUUUGGAGGCGAAAAUGAGCAUCGCGAAUACCUCUCCGACGUCGUCAUCCUUGAUCUCAAUAACUUCACCUGGGCACUUCCCGAAAUUCGUGGGUCCAUCCCGCGCGGCCGAGCCCGCCAUGCUGCUGUCAUUCACGAAGAUAAACUUUUUAUUGUGGGUGGAGUGACAGGUGUAGGAGGCGUGACAGGGGAGAAGAAUGUGAUCUUGGACGACUUGACCUACCUGGAUCUACAAACAUGGACUUGGUCUCGAACGUGGAGCUUCACUGCUCGCUUCGAUCAUACAGCUUGGGUCUGGGGCACACGACUGUGGAUAUUUGGUGGAUUGGGUCCGGACAUGGAACGAACGACUGAUAUCUGGUGGCUCGACCUCAAGGGAUCUCCAUCGCUGGCCGGAAACACUACUCCCCAAGGUAGCGUCAACUCCCUGGGCGUCAAUCUUUCCACGGCUCAUCUUCCAGACUCUAUAUCUAGCAGCACUCACCAAAUGUCUCCUCGCUCCGGAAUCUACGCCGCCAAUUCAGGCAGUGUACAGGUACGCAAUUUGGGUCGGCGCAAGCCAGUUGCGCCUGGUGCCAUAUCUUGUCUUAGGUUUGAUUCUGGCCCUCAUGUUCCCUCCCUCUUUUCUGGUACUCAUUUCCAUUCAUUUGCCUCUGGUGUCCUGCUCGACCUAAUUACGCCAUCGGAGACCGUACGGUCGCAUGAUUGUAACCUGUCGGCCCUGGACCUCAACUCGCUGCGCUGGCAACGGCUAGCUGAUGGCCAAGAGAUCUUCCGCCCCGGCUAUCGAUGGCACUACUGCACUGUCAAUGACGCGGGGACCAAAGCUUGGCUCUUGGGGUGUAGCCUUGAUGUUGCGAAUGUACCGGGAGGUAGUGACGAGAACCACAUGAGUGAAGUCCUGACUAUCGACCUGGAGAAGUAUGGUUUGCUAGGUAACGGCCUGUCGGCAGAACCUCCGGAACAAUGUGCACCUUGGCCGUCGGAUCAAAUGGGCCCGUCUCUGGUUUCCGGGCUCGGAACCGAUCUAGCCGCUGUUUUUGACCAACCCCCUGAGUCUGGAAGUGAUACGGACUUUGUCAUCACUGCUAUCCGUGACGAUCAUGACGGAUCCGUAUCGGAGGACAUGGGGGACACGCCGUCCGUCUCCCCAACCCAGGCUCAGCCGACCUUUGUGGAACAGAACCCUUGGACCUCAGAGCCCAUCCAUGUCCACCGUAUCAUUUUGCAGCUCAGGUGGCCACAUUUCAAGCGCCUGUACUCCGCCCAGAUGGCUGAGUACCACACUAAGCGGAUGCACAUCCCCGAGCCUUAUUCUGUCGUCCGCGCGUUUCUCUACUACCUGUACACAGACAGUAUCACCGGUCAUCCAGACUAUUGCUCGAACGCUAUCGAUGUGGCAGGUAUGCUUGUUAUGGCCAAUCUUUACGACAUGCCGAAGCUUCGCCUGCUAUGCGUCAAUAGGCUAAGCCAAGAGCUUGAUGUAGACAAUGCGGCGAUCGUCUGGGAGCGUGCCGGACGGACCAAUGAGCAUUGGUUGAUGCGCCGAGCUGCGCAGUUUUGCCUGACAUACUGGGGUCGCGUGGUACGAACAGACGGUUUCAAAUCCCUCAGCCACCAGAGUCUGAUCCAACUCUGCGAGGUGGUGGAUACAGAAGGUCGUAUCUUCGCAGGACCUGAAUUGGAGAUGGUCACGUUCGGGACAGAUUGCCUAGAUGAUCGAGACAAAAGCUCUCGACUGCUAGGAUCUAGUACAGAUGAAAUGUCCGAGGUUGGGGACGAUGAAGGGAUGGAAAUGUCAUGA
This is a messenger RNA of Penicillium concentricum, 2109 nucleotides long. RefSeq names its product Kelch motif domain protein. The transcript has 3 exons. The record is from RefSeq and is a predicted model, not a curated record. Bases 1 to 2109 code for a protein of 702 amino acids. Lineage: Eukaryota; Fungi; Ascomycota; Eurotiomycetes; Eurotiales; Aspergillaceae. Gene Ontology annotation, molecular function: protein binding.